AUGCUCGUCCCCCGCCUCCCCCUGCGCACCUUCACCACCGCCCACGCACACCCACCGCCCGCGUACCGCAUCCCCAGAAACUCCCGCGGCUCCCUCCCCGUCUACACUGACAUCCGCAACGCCGGCACCCGCCACCUCACCCUCAUCCGCAACAUCGAGGGAAACGCAGACGCCCUCGCACAGGACCUCGCAGGCUCCCUCCACCCGCCAGGCUCGCCCGAGGCCCAGCGCAUGCGCGUCCAAAUCCUCCACUCCAAGCACGUCGUCCUCAGCGGCGGGCUCUGGAAAAACCACGUCGCGCGCUGGCUCCUCGACAGGGGCUUCUGA
Molecule: messenger RNA, 327 nt
Organism: Rhodofomes roseus
Lineage: Eukaryota; Fungi; Basidiomycota; Agaricomycetes; Polyporales; Fomitopsidaceae
Product: ribosomal protein L49/IMG2
Exons: 2
Coding region: 1-327 (108 amino acids)
Biological process (GO): translation
Cellular component (GO): ribosome; mitochondrial large ribosomal subunit
Molecular function (GO): structural constituent of ribosome
Source: RefSeq, a predicted model, not a curated record